Echinostoma caproni is the source of this 204-nucleotide messenger RNA. NCBI's taxonomy places the organism in Eukaryota, Metazoa, Platyhelminthes, Trematoda, Plagiorchiida, Echinostomatidae. The record is from the annotation of a GenBank genome assembly.
AUGCUGUUCCCCUCUUCCGUUCUCAGCUGGGUAUUACCCCAGACUGCCGAGUUUUGCCCUUUUUGUUCCAGAUUCGGUUGGCUUGGGCCUGCCGAAGGCUUGGAGUCUACACCUACAAUGGAUCAUUUGGCUCCGGCAAUGGUUUUGGGCGUGGUUGUAUCCACCGUUUUUGAAUACAUGCUUCCGCAUUCCGGACCUGGUUGA